Messenger RNA from Metarhizium album ARSEF 1941, 963 nucleotides. RefSeq names its product Aminoglycoside phosphotransferase. Bases 1 to 963 code for a protein of 320 amino acids. The record is from RefSeq and is a predicted model, not a curated record. NCBI's taxonomy places the organism in Eukaryota, Fungi, Ascomycota, Sordariomycetes, Hypocreales, Clavicipitaceae. The transcript is spliced from 3 exons.
AUGGCGAUGAACCCCGAACGGGAGAAAAUGCUCAGAGAGGCUUCCAAUCAAGAACAAGAACACGAGCCUCCAAAGCCACUACGAGUCAGGUGCAUUCGCAUCACCGGUUCAAACGUUCUAGCACUCGAAGAUGCAGAUGCUGCCGAACCCAGCUCGGACCGUCCCGGCGCAGCUACUUGGCCCAGUGUUGCGUCACAGAAACGAUCCUACGACUCGUUUGUGCAAGAAGACUUGGGGGACGUGCCGUUUGACAACCGGCUACACCGACAACGACCGCCUUUUUUCCCCCUACCGCCUCCUCCUAGUCAUGACACGACAUACCUUGCCAGCCUGCUUCAAAGUUGGACGUUGCGCCUGAAGUUGGAGCCAAAGCCGACCAAAAAGUCGGUUCCUACAUCCUCGACGCACAUGGAGCAGAUUACCAGCGUUGGACUGCUUAACCGUCUUUCGGCUUCGCAGAAAUAUGACAUGGCUCGUCGGAUUCGAAAGCUUGUCUCGCAAUUGCGGAAAAUCCCACAGAAAAAUGCGCGCCUGGGGUCCAGCAUCUCCGGAGAGUUUUCCCUCAUGUUAGACAAGCAUCAAAACAACACACACUGGGCUGUGCGUCCAGAGCCUUCGCACAGCAUGUUUAUAUCAUUUCUUAUGUCGUCCUUUUGGGACUCAGUCCCCGGUCCUGUAGGUGCCACGUUGGCUGAUCAACUUAAGCGCGAGGCGCCUCUCGCCAUGUCGCACGGCCACAUUUGUCCCCAGAACAUCAUCGUUGACAAGUUUCAAAUCGUUGCCAUUACAGGCUGGGACUGCGCAGGCUGGUAUCCAGACUGGUGGGAGUAUGUCAAGUUUUUCGAAGCCCGCACCAGUGACAAGAACUCUGACUGGUACGAGUACGCGGGCGAGAUAUUCUCGCAGGAAUUUCCCACCGAGUUGGCAAUAUACCAAGGGGUCGUUCGAUGCCAGACCCCCUAG